This is a messenger RNA of Tinamus guttatus (white-throated tinamou), 1755 nucleotides long. Lineage: Eukaryota; Metazoa; Chordata; Aves; Tinamiformes; Tinamidae. The record is from RefSeq and is a predicted model, not a curated record.
AUGGGAACUGCCCAAAAUAACAGUGACCUCAAACUACCUGUAGUGGAGCUUGACCUGUGUAACAAGAACAUGAUGGCAGACAGGUCUGACCACAGCGUCCUUCCUGUUGGAGAAGAGGAAGGAACAGGCAGCUUCCAGCGUUCGUUCCCAACACGAGAAUCCAUCCGAUCCCCACGGGGCUCUGUUGUGAGUUUCCAUAACAUCCAGUACUCUGUCAAGCAGUCCAGUGGAUUCCUGUGUAAACAGAAAACUGUACAAAAGAAGAUCCUUCAUAAUGUCUAUGGCAUCAUGAAGCCAGGCUUGAAUGCUAUCCUGGGGCCAACAGGCAGUGGUAAAUCUUCUCUCCUAGAUGUGCUGGCUGCCAGGAAGGACCCAGCAGGCCUAUCUGGAGAAGUGCUUAUAGAUGGCAUCCCACAACCUCCAAACUUCAAGUGCAUCUCAGGAUAUGUUGUGCAGGAUGAUGUUGUCAUGGGCACAAUGACAGUGAGAGAGAAUCUGCACUUCUCUGCUGCCCUGCGAUUGCCCAGCUCCAUCUCCACUGAAGAAAAGGAAGAGCGAGUCACCCAGAUAAUCAGUGAGCUGGGGUUAAGCAAAGUGGCUGAUGCAAAGGUAGGAACCGAAUUGAUCCGGGGAGUGUCUGGAGGGGAGCGGAAGAGAACCAACAUUGGGAUGGAGCUCAUCACAGAGCCGCCAGUCCUUUUUCUAGAUGAGCCAACAACUGGCCUUGACGCCAGCACAGCCAAUGCUGUGCUCAUCCUUUUGAAGAAGCUCUCCAGAAGAGGCCGAACCAUAAUUUUUUCCAUCCACCAGCCUCGUUAUUCCAUAUUCAAGCUAUUUGACAGUCUAACAUUACUUGCGUUGGGAAAGGUGCUGUACCAUGGACCUGCUAAGAAGGCCCUGGAAUACUUUCAUUCUAUUGGAUAUGAAUGUGAACCCUUCAACAACCCAGCUGACUUCUUCCUUGAUGUCAUAAAUGGUGAUUCAACUGCUGUGGCAGCAAGCAAGGAAGAUCAUAGACCUGUGGACACAAAAAAAGAGGUGAGUGGCGAAAAUGGAGUGGCAGAGGAGAACACAGACAGCAGUGUGGUGGAUGAGCUGCACCAGAAGUACCUCAACUCCAGUCUGUAUCAGAGCACAAGGGAAGCAUUGAGGAAAGUGGAGCUUGGGCAGGAAAGCAAGCAGGGGAGAUCCAAGAAGGGACAUGAGAUUACCUAUGCGAAUGGCUUCCUCACCCAGCUGUACUGGGUGUCCAAGCGCUCACUGAAAAACCUCAUCAGGAACCCGCAGGCCUCUAUUGCACAGAUUGCAGUGACCAUAAUUCUAGCUCUGGUUGUGGGUGCCAUCUUUUUUGGUGCAAAACUGGAUCGAAGUGGCAUUCAGAAUCGGGUUGGUUCUUUGUUUUUUGUCACCACAAACCAGUGUUUUUCCAGUGUCUCUGCAAUUGAGUUGUUCAUCAGAGACAAGAAGUUAUUUGUCCAUCAGUACACCAGUGGAUACUACCGUGUAUCUGCCUACUUCCUGGCCUUGAUGAUAGGAGAUCUGUUGCCCAUGAGAACUGCUCCAGCCAUCAUAUUCUCAUGCAUCACUUACUGGAUGAUUGGCUACCAGGCUGUUGCAGGCCGGUUCUUCUUCUUCAUGCUGACCCUGGUACUGGUAUCCUACACUGCCACCACCAUGUCUCUGGCCAUCAGUGCUGGGAUGGAAGUAGUGGCUGUGGCCAAUCUGCUCAUCACUAUUUGUUUUGUCCUGAUGCUU